AUGGAGUCCCUUCGUCAGCAGUCUACAAAACGGUGUGCCGAAGACGGAUGCGAUUCCAGUGCUCUCAAUGGGACUCUUUGCCUACGCCAUCAAGCAGAAAGGAGGAUUGCUCGAGGCAGUGCUGCGCAUCUUGCUGCCGGCUCAUCUGGACGCGCGCCUUCAAGGCCCUCAGUGGUGCAGAACCCAUCGCAGAACGUAGGGCGAGUUAGUCAUGACGACCAGUCGAGAAGCAGCCAGUCCCAUUCACGUGGCAGGGAUUUUCGAGACGAACCAGCACACGCUUUCCAGGGCGCCCAUGCCACAGUCAGAAGGACGAAUCUGCCGCCCGAUCUCAUGGGAAAACUGGCAAUGACAGCUAGAAAGACAGCUGGGGCAAAAGCUCCUCCUAAGAAGCGCAUGGAAGAAGAGACUCAUCCAAGGUUCCACACUACUUCUGCGCAAACUCACACUCCUGAGUCUGUCUCACCAAUUAACCAUGAAACUCUCCCUCCUGGCACGUUCAAUCCUUUUCGGCCACUUCUUAAUCAAGUGCACUCGCCAUCACAAGACCAGACGAAGCGAUUAUCCAGCAGUACCGAUACAAACCAGCGCAUAUCGCAGACGUCUGCAACCGUCGAACAGGUGCAACCAAGGGGAAAUAAGACAUGGGGAUACAACUCGGCACGGGCUUCUUCAGGGGGAUAUCGACCAGGUCAAAGCUCUCGAGCAUCUCAAGUGUCCGCGAUGAUGCCAGGCACUAAGAAUGCGUCGCAUGCCGCUCGCGAUUCGAGCACUCGGCCGGAUGCCGAAAGCAACAGAAGUCAACUUGGAGGAAGGACUUCCAUUGCACCUUCGGCAUCUACGCUAUCUGGGAACAGAAGCUUCGAUUCGCUGCCUCACGUCAGUACCAAGAGUCUGCCGCCAAUGCAUGUGAAAUCGGCGCCAUCGGCAUUACGAUCAGCUUCAACAAGCAGAUUCACGUCUUCGGCCGGCAAGCGUAGAAGGCUUGACAGUACUGACACAACAUCCGAGUCAUCGUCGUCAUUCAGCUCUUCUGAUGAAGAUCUUGAUGACGAUGAUGACGAGAUCGAUGAUAGGGCUCCAGAGCAGGCAAAGGUAGUCAUUGGGCAUCCCCAUUCGUCCACUUACCUUGGAGCCCCAGCAACUUUGAAUGCUUCACAGUCCACAUCUUCUUUGGGACUUCCUGGCGCCAAUCUCGAGGCGUCACGUUCACGUUCUUCGAGAAAUGAGGAUACCACUCGCCUGGGCGCCGUGUUUAGGCCUAUUGUGCUCAGCUCUUCCUCUGACGAGGACGAAGAUGGUAGACGGGAGAAAGAUGGGAGAAUACGGCAGCCAAAACUUGCCAACGGGCAGAGUCAUAAUCACGUCCUUUUGCCGAAUGGCACACUUCGACAAGGCUCGACACUAGGGAGGGCCGACCCACAGAAUCGCUACCAACAGGAUUCGAAGUCCAGUUCUUCCCGCAAAACGAAGAGACUGACCUGUGAAGAGCGUCGACUCCAGCUUUGCGCCGACUUUGAAUUCACCAAGUUCGACGCCAUGAUAUAUAGCCAACCCGGCGCCACGAGACCUCCUCUGGGGGUGUAUACUCUGGCUGCGACAAUAGAGACCUCGAAAGGAGCCUCGACACCUGGUGCAGAUGACGGCCGCUUUCAUAUGAAGCUUGACCCUCGCAUCCACUGGCCACAUAAUCGCAGCGACCAGUGGUACAAGUCGAAGAUGGAGGAAAUUAAAGCCCGAGGUGGCCGCAAGGCGAACUUCGGCAAAGCAGCCAAGCGUAUGCGACAGCAGCGCUUGGCAGAAGAGCGCCAGGAAGAGGAAGACAAUUUGGCCUCCGCGAGGGGCGAGCCACGGCCGUGGUCCCACCAUAGACACAUGGACUUCGGCGAUGUCCCUGAAGAGGAGUUGCCAAUCUAUGUCCGCAGGAACGAGGAGUGGGUGCGGGGAGCGGCCUGGAUGCGCAAGAUACAUGAAGAGAGUCAGCGGAGGGAUGCUCGUCGUGCCGCUGAGCUCUUCAAGGAGCAUCUCGCCUCAAAUGGUCGAUAA
Molecule: messenger RNA, 2046 nt
Organism: Colletotrichum paranaense
Lineage: Eukaryota; Fungi; Ascomycota; Sordariomycetes; Glomerellales; Glomerellaceae
Exons: 1
Coding region: 1-2046 (681 amino acids)
Source: RefSeq, a predicted model, not a curated record